UCGAGACAACAGUUGUUGUUCUUUCUGCCGGGGCCACGCGCCGAGCUCCGUCCUUACCGUCACUAUGCCUCGAGGGUUCCUGGUGAAGAGACACCGGAGAGGCUCGGCGUCAUACCGGGCACGAAUUAGCAGCAACAACAAACCGGAAACGUACGCAGGUGACCGGAGCAGCGCGGACGGCUCUGAAGCUGCACCACCGGAGAGCCAGGUGCUGAGCGUACUCCCGUUUCAGCGGCCAGAUGGAGAGUUCCCGGUGACCCGCGAGGACCCCGCCGGUGUCAGGGAGGCGUGGAGCCCGCACAUGGAGUCCGCGCUGGAGGCGGAGGCGGACCGGCGCGCGCAGUUACCGGAGACAGAGGAGCAGGUGAGCGCGGUUCUGAGUCCUGACGGUGACUUCUCCUGCUUCUUUCCACCUCCACCUCCACCCGAACUCACGUUAGCGGACUCCUGCAGCCCCGUUAAACCGGUCGGCACGAGACUGCUGGAGCAGCACGAGGCAGGAGAAAAACAGCCGCUGUUCACGAGCAGGUGCCUGACAUCAUCCCCGGUACCGGACAUACCGGACCUGCCGUUCCUGGUGAGCUCCACUCCGACCGCAGUGUCCGCUUCUAUCGAGAGGCUCCUCGCGAGCAGCAGCAGCCGCCACCACGCGCCGUCCUACGACAAGUAUGACCCGAAUAUGGCUCACGUGCACUUGUUCCCGCCGCUGACUCUGAUGAACCAGGAGCAACCGGCCAGAAAACGGUCCUUCCUGGAACCCGAGCAGCGUCUGAACAGCAGCAGACUCAGCAAACAGCCGAACCCCGCCAAGAAGCCCAAAGUGAACCGGAGACUCACCUUCGAGGAUGAGGUCACCACCUCUCCGGUUCUCGGUCUGCGGAUCAAGAAGGAGAGUCCGGAGCUGCGCAGGCAGCGGGAGAAGCAGUCCGUCCCCACCGGGAACCAGCCGCUGGGGGAGUUCAUCUGCCAGCUGUGUAAGGAGGAGUACCCCGACCCGUUUUCUCUCGCGCAGCACAAGUGCUCCCGCAUAGUGCGCGUGGAGUACCGCUGUCCCGAGUGCGACAAAGUGUUCAGCUGUCCCGCCAACUUGGCCUCUCACCGCCGCUGGCACAAACCCCGUCCGGUGAACAACGGCCAAACCGGAGAGACUCCCACGAACAAGCCGUUAAAAGAGGGGCGAGGGCUCGUUCAGCACGAGAGGUCGCCGGUGGAGAUGGAGGGUAAAGAGAACGAGCUGCUGCGCGUGAAUCAGCAGCGCGGGCCGCUGGACAGCUCCAUCAGGCGCGAGCCCUCCCUGCUGCUCCUCCACAGCCGGGCUCGUGACAGCCCCGACAGCCUCGCGCCUCCUCACUACGAAUCCUCCGCGCAUUACCGGAGCCCGGUAGAAAGUUGCCUGGACUUGCAGCAGCAGGUGAGAGCGGCGGACAGCCCGCCGUCCAGCCUCCUCAUGCUCAACGGUAACCCGGACGAGCGCGUGGACCUACCGCCGCCGUCUCUCCCGCACCCACCUCUACCGUUUGUUCAGUCGUUACCGGAGGAUGAGGUGUAUGAGUGCCGCUACUGCGGGAAGAAAUUCCGCCGCCAGGCUUACCUGAAGAAACACCUGGCAGCGCACGAGAUGACAGCUCGAGCAUCUCCGCCCCCGUCACCUUACGGUCAGGUGCGCGAGCCCAGCGGUGGACAGAGCCAGGUGUUCCUGUGUCACCUGUGCGGCGCGCGCUUCCCGUCGGUCGAAAUCAGGGACAAACACCGUCUGUGGCACGCCAUGCGGGACGAGUUACUGGCGGGAGGAGCGCGCGGGGCGGACGGCUUCCACGCGCACAGAGAGGAGAGCGUUGGCGGGGAACGCGAGCAGCAGCAGAUCUUCACGUGCAAGCACUGUCCCUCCACGUUCUUCAGCUCCCCGGGGCUCACGAGACACAUCAACAAGUCUCACCCCACCGAGAACCGGCAGGUGAUGCUGCUGCAGAUGACGGUGCGGCCGUGAAGCGUACAGGUGUGCUCAAAAAGCGAACCGAUCAUCUGUAGAAUGAUCAGUGAUCGAUUAACGGGACAAACUGAAGUUUAUGUCGGCUCCGAGUGUCCCAGGAUCAGUUACUGCCUUUAAUUUGAAGGCCAAUAAACUUCCACAGGUUAAAUUGACAGAAAGAUGCUGCCGGUGGUCAUAAAACUGGAAAACCAACGUAAUCUUUGCUGAGUAUUAAUGAACCUAAACUACUAAAUGUAACUGUCCAUGGUGCUGAACUGACUAGCCUGAACCUCCUCUGUCCAUGGUCCUGAACCUGUCUUCAAACACCUGCAGGCUUCUCUGGUGGUUCUAAAACAAGCAGGACUGUAAUGAGUGGAACUAAGCUGCUGUUUCUGAGGGGCUGCUGGACAUUUUUCAUCUCAUUAUUAAUUUUACAGACUAACUGAGGGGUUAUUAUAAUGACAAAAUGUGUAAACUGAAGGUCAAAAUGAGCCUCUUUUUCCAUCUUUCCCGACUGAUUUGGCAUUAAAAUACAAGAACUCUACUAGUUAGAGUAAUUUUGCUUUCAUAAUUACAGUAUGGGGGAAUAACUUUGCAUAUAUCAGAACUAUGAUUGGUAGUGAAGUAAUCAGAUUACACUGGAGCUCAGGAGGAUUCUACAUUUAAAAGUCAGACAAUAACCCGUAAUCACAUUUAGAAAGUGACCUUCAUCAACCUGAAAACUGAAAACAGAAUUAUCGUCCUGUGUUUCAAAGACUAUUUCAUGUACAGUGAAAAAUACAAUUACAAAGAAAAAAAAAGAAAAAAAUCAGACCAUAAUAUGCCUUUUAUAGUAAAUGUGCCAGUUAACGUCUCAGCUAUAAAAUAUUUUCAUAAGGAAAUGGAACAUUUAAUGUUGUCUUUUUGUCUUUAUUGAGUCUACAUUACCGGUGAGACAUUUGCUAAAUGCCUUUAUGAUGCUAAAAUGUAACUGUGAUUCUAUGAAGUACUAUUUUGAUAUGGUUUAAUGUGAAACUGAUUCUAAAUUAUUGUCAAUAAAUGUUAAUACAGUA
This is a messenger RNA of Amphiprion ocellaris (clown anemonefish), 3021 nucleotides long. RefSeq names its product insulinoma-associated protein 2. Gene Ontology annotation, biological process: regulation of cell cycle process; neuron differentiation; negative regulation of transcription by RNA polymerase II. The record is from RefSeq and is a predicted model, not a curated record. Bases 65 to 1987 code for a protein of 640 amino acids. Gene Ontology annotation, cellular component: transcription repressor complex; nucleus. NCBI's taxonomy places the organism in Eukaryota, Metazoa, Chordata, Actinopteri, Pomacentridae. The transcript has a single exon. Gene Ontology annotation, molecular function: RNA polymerase II cis-regulatory region sequence-specific DNA binding; DNA-binding transcription repressor activity, RNA polymerase II-specific.